Messenger RNA from Hydra vulgaris (swiftwater hydra), 2243 nucleotides. RefSeq lists its product as uncharacterized. NCBI's taxonomy places the organism in Eukaryota, Metazoa, Cnidaria, Hydrozoa, Anthoathecata, Hydridae. The record is from RefSeq and is a predicted model, not a curated record.
GAUUUUAACACCGUUGGUUGAAUGCUAUUAAUUCGUUGAUCACCGUUGAUCACCAAUCAACUUCAUCGGAUCAACGUUGAAUCAACAGUGAUGUGCACAACGGUUAAUUAUGGCGUUUUCAAAAGUAAAAUGGAUAGAACCACAUGCAAAUGGAUCUAGUAAAAUCCAGUAUGGGACGGUGCCAACAAACUGGAUUGAAGAAGAAGAAGGGCAAGAGUUUAUUCGUUGGCCUUGCAAUGCUAAAGAUGUAGAGCCGUACAUAAAGCGUUGCCAAAAUCCUGGCAUUAAUUGGUUGUUUUUUGUUUUAGUUCAACAUUUUGGGAGUGCAGACAGUUACAUAAAUUGUGAAUCAAUUAAAACAUGCUCAGAAUCUGAAUCUGACCACAAUUCGCAAUUGGGGAAAAGGAAAUACAACCAAAUAGAUUCAUUUGCCUAUCAAAAGCAAUCAGAAAAAAGAUUAGCUAAUGCAAGAAAAUCGAAAACAAAGAAAUUGAGUUAUAUAAAAACAAGUGACGAUGAAGUCAGUUUUUCCAGUACACCAUUUCCAAAAUUAGACGAUAAUGGUUCUUCUUGUGUAUACUCAUACAACAAUUCAGCAACAAUUAGUUCCAGUGAAGGGUUAAUUAUGGCGUUUUCAAAAGUAAAAUGGAUAGAACCACAUGCAAAUGGAUCUAGUAAAAUCCAGUAUGGGACGGUGCCAACAAACUGGAUUGAAGAAGAAGAAGGGCAAGAGUUUAUUCGUUGGCCUUGCAAUGCUAAAGAUGUAGAGCCGUACAUAAAGCGUUGCCAAAAUCCUGGCAUUAAUUGGUUGUUUUUUGUUUUAGUUCAACAUUUUGGGAGUGCAGACAGUUACAUAAAUUGUGAAUCAAUUAAAACAUGCUCAGAAUCUGAAUCUGACCACAAUUCGCAAUUGGGGAAAAGGAAAUACAACCAAAUAGAUUCAUUUGCCUAUCAAAAGCAAUCAGAAAAAAGAUUAGCUAAUGCAAGAAAAUCGAAAACAAAGAAAUUGACUUAUAUAAAAACAAGUGACGAUGAAGUCAGUUUUUCCAGUACACCAUUUCCAAAAUUAGACGAUAAUGGUUCUUCUUGUGUAUACUCAUACAACAAUUCAGCAACAAUUAGUUCCAGUGAAGGGUUAAUUAUGGCGUUUUCAAAAGUAAAAUGGAUAGAACCACAUGCAAAUGGAUCUAGUAAAAUUCAGUAUGGGACGGUGCCAACAAACUGGAUUGAAGAAGAAGAAGGGCAAGAGUUUAUUCGUUGGCCUUGCAAUGCUAAAGAUGUAGAGCCGUACAUAAAGCGUUGCCAAAAUCCUGGCAUUAAUUGGUUGUUUUUUGUUUUAGUUCAACAUUUUGGGAGUGCAGACAGUUACAUAAAUUGUGAAUCAAUUAAAACAUGCUCAGAAUCUGAAUCUGACCACAAUUCGCAAUUGGGGAAAAGGAAAUACAACCAAAUAGAUUCAUUUGCCUAUCAAAAGCAAUCAGAAAAAAGAUUAGCUAAUGCAAGAAAAUCGAAAACAAAGAAAUUGACUUAUAUAAAAACAAGUGACGAUGAAGUCAGUUUUUCCAGUACACCAUUUCCAAAAUUAGACGAUAAUGGUUCUUCUUGUGUAUACUCAUACAACAAUUCAGCAACAAUUAGUUCCAGUGAAGGGUUAACUUGUGAAAAAAUAAUUAAUAAAGAAAAUGGUAAAAGUGCUGGGGAAACAGAUAAAGACUAUAUUUCUGAUCAGACUUUUAAACGAACAAUGUUAGCAGCAAUAGCACGUCUAGAAAAAAACUUCAAUGACUUUAAAGCCUCAUUUAAGCAGAAUGAUUUAAAAACUUUAGUCAAACCGUUACAUCUAUCAAAACUGCAAUUUGAUGAAAUCUUGGAUCUGGAAGUUUUUCUUUCAGCUGAUAGUAAAAGAAAGGAUUCUGCAGUAGAAUCAUUAUGUAAUGUGGGUGGAAAAUCUACAAUAGAUAUUACAUACAAUGUUAUGAAAAAAGUGAUGAGUGACGAGGCUUCUAGCCACUUUAAUAUAAAAGGCAGUUCUCAGAAAAUCUCAUUUUGUGAAAAGUGCCCAAUAUUAUUUUCUGCUAUAAUUAAUGCCAUCAAAUUACAAGACGAAUCAGCGAAAGAUAGCGAUAUAACAACCGCAAUAGGAAAGUGGCUACGUAUGCAUGGCACACUGUUUAAACGUCAAAUGACAGAAUAACAAUAAAAUAACAUCGUUUUGAUUGAAAAAAAUUUGAAAAUGCAGAAAA